Molecule: messenger RNA, 1324 nt
Organism: Trifolium pratense (red clover)
Lineage: Eukaryota; Viridiplantae; Streptophyta; Magnoliopsida; Fabales; Fabaceae
Product: E3 ubiquitin-protein ligase SINA-like 7
Exons: 4
Coding region: 96-1160 (354 amino acids)
Molecular function (GO): protein binding; zinc ion binding
Source: RefSeq, a predicted model, not a curated record
UAGGUGGUAGGCCAUGUAGAUCAAUAUGAAGGAUUCCCAACCCUAUAUAUUAAAGCAAGGGAGUGAGUACAAAGUAUACUACAUACUACAUUGCUAUGCAAGACCAAAAACCAACACAACAAGCCGUUAGAGUCUACAAUUUCUCUUCAAAAACUGCAAUGGAGCCUGUUCAUUUGAAUCAUUUCCAAAGACAUUGCUCUGUUCCUCUGACGAUUUCCGACCAUAGAUUUCUCGAUUGUUGCGUUUGUUUUCAACCCUUAACUAUUCCCCUCUUUCAGUGUGAUAAUGGUCAUAUUGUUUGCUCUACUUGUUGUCCUAAACAAAAGAACAAGUGUCACAAGUGCUCCUUGAGCAUUAGCUCAGAACAUUGUAAAGCCAUUGAGAAACUAUUGUUAUCUGUCACAAUGCCAUGUCCGAAUGCAAAACAUGGUUGCAAGGACAUAAUAAGAUACAUUUAUAGGAACCAUGAAGAACAAUGCAUCCAUGGACCAUGUUAUUGCCCCCAGUUAGAUUGUGACUUUGUUGCAUCAUCAGAAGUGUUGUCCAACCAUUUCAGUGAUAAACACAAGAAUUCUCAAAUCAAAUUUUCUUAUGGUCACAACUUCGUUGUCUCCAUGAAGUCUAAUGAGGAAACCAUUGUUCUUCAAGAGGAAAAUGAUGGAAAACUAUUUAUUCUCAAUAAUAGCACUAUGAUUUUGGGAAAUGCAGUCAAUAUUUGUUGCAUUCGUCCUAGCUCUUUUGUAUCCGAGUAUAGUUAUGGUAUGUUGGCUUGGUCUCCGAAAUGCGAAUUGAAAUUACAGUCUUUUGCAAAGAAUGUCCCGCGGUUUACUUUACCAACUCUUUCAUCAGAGUUCCUUGCUAUUCCAUUUGGUUCUUCUGAAUUUCUCAAGCUAGAAAUUUGCAUAAACCCCCCGAUCACGAUGCAAAUAUUCAUAAAGAUGAUGGACCACAGGUUGUUUCCCCUAGAGGUUAAGAGUUCAAACACAGUAGGCGAUGUGAAGCAGAAGAUUUUUGAGAAGGUAGGGAUCCCAUAUAACGAUCAACGCCUGAUCUUUUUGUUUAAGCAACUAGAAUACAGUCAUGACGGUCAGACCCUUGCCGAUCACAACACCAAAGAGAACUCAACCAUCCACCUUGUUCCCCGCUUGAUUGGGGACUAGAUGACCGUUGCACCAUUACCAAUUACUACAUCCAAGAUCAAUCAACUGUCCACCUCAUCCUCUAACGUCGUGCGCAACUCUUAUCAUGAAAACAAUCACCCUAUAAUAUAAGUAGAGAAGUCAUACAUUAUCGAUAAAAUAAAGUCUUUUGCUUUUCUUAUUAA